UGUGGGAAGGGGGGCGCUGAUGGAGGCAGAACUUCCUGUCUGUCUUUUUGCAUCCCAGUGCGUGGAGAAAUAAUUGAGUGCAGUGAAAGCCGAGCAUUCAUUCAAAGACCUUGACUGGCGCUACUGAAGCCUGGAGGCUCAGUAGUGAUUCAGCAGCACCGCGGAGCAGCGCCUAGGAGACAGUGGUGGUGAGCAGGAAGGAAUAAAGGGAAAAAAAGAGAAAAGGAAAUUUCAAAAGAAGGAGGGGAACAACGUGAGCCGCGCGCCGAUUUGGAGCCGCGUUUUCAUCGCUUAACAACACCGAGAGAGAGGGGAUUAAAAAAAAGAGAGAGAGAGAGAAGCCGGUGAAAACUUCCCCCAUCGCGGCCAAAACCUUCUGAUUUUACUUAAAAAACAAUUAAACUCCGGAAAAUUCGGUUUGCAGUGGAUUCUGACGGAUGCGCACCGGAGCUAUCCAGGGGUGUAGCCGCGGUUCCCGUCGUGCGUCUUUGCGCUGUUAGAGGUGGUGUGUGACUGAGAGUGUGUAAGAGAGGAGGAUACAGAUAGAGGUGGAGGAUCAGCCGGAGUGGCCGACCAGCCAGAAGGAUGCUGGAGGGCAAUGCCUGCAGAAAGAGAGGAUGAGAUUUGUCGAAAGGCGCUGGAACUGCUCUCGGACCUUUGCUCCAAGGGAGAGGUGCAGGACGACAACUGCCUGGAUUUCAUUUACUACUUCAGGGAUCUGGCCAGACCCCGUUACACGGACUCAGAUGUAUCGGUGAGCCUGUUGUCUCUGCUGGUGACCACCUGUGGUCUGGCUCUCUUCAGCGUCUCCCUCUUUGUCUCAUGGAAGCUGUGCUGGGUGCCACUAAGUGGUCGUUUCCUCCCAGAUGUCCUCAAGGGGGCGCACUUCUUGGGAGGAGACCAACAACCUGUCCUCACAGAGGUGGACGGGGAGGAAAGGGAAUACAGUGAAGAUGGCUGUGUGAAGGAGCCUUCGGGGCCCCCUUCGGGUGUGCCUGUCCCGGAGUCGGCCUUGAAGAUAAGCCACACAUCACCUGACAUCCCACUGGAGACGCAAACUAAGGUGGAGAAAAACCAUGCUCACACUCUGGCCAGGGACAGGGUUCAGAGACAGAUUACUGAACCUACCUCUUCUGUACGGCACAACUCCUUCCGUCGUCAAAUGAACUUAUCCAAUCCCGACUUCAACCCUGCUCAGUUCCAGCGCCAGGAGUCUUUGUCUGGUUUGGGUCGGAUCAAACCAGAACUUUACAAGCAGCGCUCGAUUGAUGCAGAAGAUGGCCAUAGAACCUCUAACUGUGGGCGCCUUCACUUUAUCCUUAAGUUUGACUUUGACCUGGAGCAGCUGAUCGUGAAGAUCCACAAGGCCCAGGACCUUCCUGCCAAGGACUUCUCAGGGACCUCUGAUCCUUACGUCAAAAUCUACCUGCUGCCCGACCGCAAAACCAAGCACCAGACCAAGGUGCACCGCAAGACACUCAACCCGGUGUUUGAUGAAGUGUUCCUCUUUCCUGUGGCGUACGCAGACCUGUCGAAUCGUAAGCUACACUUCAGUAUUUACGACUUUGACAGGUUCUCUCGCCAUGAUUUGAUUGGCCAAGUGGUGGUGGACAACUUCUUGGAUCUUUCCGACUUUCCCCGGGAGACAAAACUGUGCCGGAACAUACAAUAUGUAACCUCGGACAAUGUGGACCUUGGAGAGCUGAUGUUCUCACUGUGCUAUCUCCCAACGGCUGGCAGGCUUACCAUCACAAUUAUCAAAGCCAGAAACCUCAAAGCCAUGGACAUCACUGGAGCCUCAGAUCCAUAUGUGAAAGUGUCUCUGAUGUGUGAUGGUCGAAGGCUAAAGAAGAGAAAGACAUCGACCAAGCGUAACACUCUGAAUCCAGUGUACAAUGAGGCCAUUGUGUUUGAUGUUCCUCCUGAGAGCAUUGACCAGAUCAGCCUGCUAAUAGCUGUCAUGGACUAUGAUCGGGUUGGGCAUAAUGAAGUGAUCGGGGUAUGCAGGGUAGGCAGUGAGGCUGAGAGUCUUGGGCGAGACCACUGGAAUGAGAUGCUGACGUACCCACGGAAGCCAAUCGCACACUGGCACCCGCUCGUAGAGUGGGUCGGACAAGGAGCGACGGUGAGUGGAAGCCAAGGAGGAUCCACCAAUUCCCUGAAGACGCCACCAUCACCAUAACCACACACACACACCAGUAUACUCACACCAACACACACAGACGCACACAGAUAUAGAGCCUCAGGGUGGUAGAACAACGGGCCAACAGACAGUCCUACUUAAUGUUAAAACAUACAGUACAAAGAGUGGCUAAGAAGUGGCUGCAGCAGUGGGCUAACAUCAGCUAUAAGCCAAUAUUCAAACUGUGUGUCAUUAGAUUGAACUAGGUGUUAGUGUGCUAAGGCUGGAGCAAAGUCUAAUUCCCACUUCCUCUUACUUCCUCUUGUGUCUUCACAACCAAAUAAACACUUAACUACAUUCCAACUAAACUAGUACGGUACUUUUGUCAUAUUGAGCUGUUACUGACAGUAUUAACAGAUUAUCUAACAGAUUCAGCUUAUGCCUCUUUUUUGUUUAUAGGAAAAUUGCAGUUUGUGGACCAAAAUAUUAUAUUUUUAGGUGAAUAUGCACAGCUGUGACUGUUGAUUUGUGCAAGUGAUCAGCUAUCGUAGGCAACAUAUUUGCUCAGUAGUAGGAUUUAGAAAGGCGAGUUGCAGAAUUAGAAAGCAUCACUGUUCAGAUCAACACAUUUCAGCUCUUUUAAAAGUUUUAUUUGUUGUGUGCGUUUGGUUAUAUCGUGUGUUGCCUCUAUCAGCGGCAGCUGGAGUGGACACGAACAGAGGAGAUUCAAAUGCAAACCUCAGUUUUACUUCACUUGGUGAAGACGAUUUCCUGUUAAGAAGUAAAAUGGAAGAGGAGCUGAUUUGAUCGAAGAAUGUGUAAAAUGUCAGAAUGAACAUUUUUAGUGCAUGUUAAAUUGGCAUCCUUUUUUAACAGGGUGUGGUCAUAAUUAAGGAAACACAAGUUGUCAUCAGUGGAAAAAGGGCAGUCCACUCAUCUCACCUAAAGUAAAUACAUAAUGAUCAUCAUUACUUACUAAUGUUAUUUGGCUUUACAAGAAUUUACAAUUACAAUUUCAGCACAAACAUUAAUAACAUGAAAUAAAAGUUUUACAUUAAACUGUAUGACUUAUGGUUGACACUGUACUGUACUUAGUGUCUCGUCUGUUAUGGUUACUCUUGGAAAAUGUUUUACACUUUUGCAGAUAAAUGCUGACUGAAGGUUUUGACUGUUUUUAAAGCUGUUGCAGUGGAAACAGCUGUGCGCUUCUGCUGGAAACAAGGCUGAUGAGCCAUGAAAACAAAACAUAAACAGAAAUCCGUAGACUGUAAGAUCUAAAGAAGUUCCACAGAGCAAAAGGGGGUUGUAAACUUCAGUUGUUAUUUUCAGUAGCUAAGGCAGGGGUCCCCAACUCCAGGCCUCGAGGGCCGGUGUCCUGCAGGUUUUAGAUGUGUCCGUGAUCCAACACAGCUGAUUCAAAUGGCUAAAUUACCUCCUCAACAUGUCUUGCAGUUCUCCAGGGGCCUGGUAAUGAACUAAUCGUGUGAUUCAGGUGCGUAGACCCAGGGUGAGAUCUAAAACCUGCAGGACACCGGCCCUCGAGGCCUGGAGUUGGGGACCCCUGAGCUAAGGAGAUACAUGUUCCAUGUUGCAAGAUUACAUGUAAAUGUAAAGAUAUACAUUCGUGCAGCUUUUAAUCUUGCAAAUUCCUUUUACAAUUCACAGUUAAUCAAAGUAUAUGCAACCGAUUGACAUUCACUGUGGAUGUUACAGACCUGUGGUCUAGGGAAAAGAGCCAGUUGAAUGAAAAGGGUCUUUUACAGGAGGCAUUACUGCCAACAUGAGCUCACUUUGAUUCAACAUGCCGAAUGAGGCGAUCUAAAUACUCUGAAUAAACAGCUGGCUUGUUGUAGUUUGUCUGAUUAUGUGACUGCUCAUGUUUUUCUGCCCCCUGUAGUGAUGUCACCAUGUUCCCAGAUGCUACAAAAAAUAUAACCCAUGUUGUAACAAAUCAGUUAUCCUUAGGGACUACACAGUGACUGCAGAUGUUAUUGUGCAACCCCCUUUGGGACUCCUUUGUGCCUUUUUGAUGUGCUUUGCCAGUUUGCCAUUCAGUGUUCCAAUUUAGAGAGGUGUUUAGAAGACAAUGAAGGUGGUAACUCUUAAUAAUUUGUGAGAAGUGAGGAGCUUUUGCAAUUAAGGGGUCCUAUAAUGUUUGUUUUGUUUUCUGUUAUAUACAGAUUUACAAUAGGAGAUGUUUAUAAUAAAGAUGGCCAACAUUUAAAAUAGUAAUCCCUGUGUGCCAAAAGAUGUAUCUGUUCUUAGAUCUGUAUGAUGUCAGACAGAGGGCAUCUCCAUAAUGUGGUCAUUUUAGCACACAGCUCUGACAGCUCAAGUCAUGAGGGGCAGCCAAUCAGAAGAAAUCUGGCUGAAAGGGAGGAGCUAAAAAGGCUUGUUUCAGACAAUGCAUGCAUUAAAACUUUGAUUCAUGCAAAGCUACUUUAGUAAAGUCUGAUAAAAUAAAACAAAGCUGGAAAUGAGCAUGACAGGUCCCAUUUAAGUUAAUUGAAUGAUUCCACAGUGAAGCUGCCCUGUCCCACUGUAAUGACACUCAAUGUUGCUUUUCUUUAACUGGAACCAUACUCUGUGAUAGUAAUUUAAUAAGCCAGUGUUUGUUCGUUUUCUAACAAAAAUCUGUUUAAAUUCAGAUUAAUACCAGUAUUGUUUAUGGCUCGGUAUUGGACACUGUCACGAAUAACAGUUUCUUCUGUGUUUGUAGGUACCAUGCAUGCAUCAUUUUUUUCAGAGUCAUUUUUAAUAAAUAUCUUUUUUGUUGUGAGAUACUAAUCAUAUUGUAAACACAAGAUGUAUUAUGAACCCAAGGCAGAGUGUGUACAUUGUCCAUUCAGAUGUUAUUAAUAAAUAUUUCUAUAUAUAGCAUGGAUUGAUUUAUGGGGAGUGUGAGAUGCAGCGAGAAGAUGCUUCAGAGAGAGAAUGAAUGAGACAGAUAUAAACACGUGUCUCCCCCUCAGGCCUUCUGCUAACACCUGUGUUGUGAGCUCUCCCAACAGAGUGCUGUGAUUGAAAGACCUAUGAAAACCUUGUGACAGACACACUUUCUCUUACACACACCCUCAGUGUUGCAUUUGCUGCACUAGGACCUCACGCCCACUCAAAUGUCGACAUUUAAAAUAUCAACAUGUCUGGGUCUGGUGUUCCUCCUCUGAAUAUUUUUCCAAUUAGCAAGAAUUUGGACACAUUAAACGAUAGGAUAUCAAAGCUCUGAUUUAAUGUUUUUUAAGACAAACUGCAAAGGGAACAUUUACAUAUAAUUUCAGAGCAGCUAGACCAAACAAUGAUUAAACAGGCCCCAUGAGCACUGGAGCCAUGUUUUCAUCUGACAAAGUCAAAUAUUCCAAUUUUCAUCAGCUAAUCGUUUUUUGUUUUUUUUUUGCCCAGAUAUCUCACAAUGCUUUUAAUCACUACGCUGUUUCAUUUAGGAUAGUGAAUUAGCUUAAAAGUGUUUUUUAUUAAUUUACUUUUCAAAAUAAGCUCUGGUAAAACUAGUCUAUGCGUGUAGGACACGUUGUGUCGACAUCUGUUCUCAGUCAUUAGUUGUUCUUUAAAAAAAUACAAAUGCAUUUAAAUCCCUAUUGCAAUGAUCUGAUCUGUAUUUCUCACUCAGUAAGCGGUUUGAUGCUGCCUCGGUUGUGUGUGGAAAUAACGUUGUUAUCCAUCUGCUUAAGGUUCAGUUUUGUCUGUUGUAACAUGAGCAGUUUUGACUGGGGAGAUGACGUCCAGGUUCCAACUACAUUUGUUGGAGUUAUUGCAAGGUGCUUCCGCCAGCAGUUACUGUCAGCACAAAAAGUUACUUCAGGCUAUUGUAAUUUAUGAACAAAUUAUUCGUCUUGUGCAUUUGUUAACGUGGCAAUAUUUGCCACAGCAGCUUAAUGCCUGUCUAUCAUGAAAAUAUAAUGAUCCCUAAACCCUGCGUAGUGAUUACAUAGUCACUCACAUGCUCAAACUUUCGUUCGGUCUCCUCUGCCACUCCUGGAUUCAUGUGCAGGUGUUUCAUUUCUAGUUAUCCUAGCAACUGCAGAACAAUCUGGCAGCUACGGUCAUUAUUAAGAUUCUCUUGGUGGCAGUGACAUUCUCCAAAAUGGAAACAGUUUUCCACAUUAACCCAAGAUGAGUUUUUGAGGGUGGAGGAAGUUGUCAGUGUCUUCCUACAAUACCAGGAAACUGUAUUUAAUUUUAUUGAAGCCUAAAUCAAAACUUUACCACAGAAUUUUGUAACAUGGGCACUUGAAAGUGGCUUCCUGGAGGUUAAAGUAUAAGUCUGUUAUAGCCAAGGCACACAGCAUUUAAAGGACACUUUAAUAUCAUCUAAACUGGUGGAGUUGCAUCCUGUAUGUCGUCUUUCUCAGACUCUAUCGUUUCAUUCUUUUGCAACUAUUUCUGUCACUUCAGAAGCCCCUGACCGCUUAAAAAAAUAUAAAAGAAAAAAUUGUCCACAAAGUGUGUAAUAUUACCCCCUGUUGGAACUAUUUUUAUAUGUUGUUUACAAGAAACCAUGGCUGUGUCCAAUGGUAAAAUUCAAUUUUGUUCUUCAGAGAAGAAAAUUCACAUAACAACACAGGGAGUCUCUCCUUAGAUCAGCCUGAAGGUAGUUUAUUUUAAGCAUUUGGGGAAAAACACGGCUAAUUUUGCUCCUUUUCUGGCGAGGCUCUCAAAAGUUUCUAAUCAAUUUAGAACUGUAACUGGAGUCGAGAGAAACUCAAACAGACGUACAUCUCAUUAGUGUGCCAGUCAAGUUUAUUGUGAUGCUUCUCACGCUCAGAUCAUUACUGCCGUGAUUUGAUUUCCCCCUCCUCUUUUUUUUUAACUUAAUCUGCCGGUGUUACAGAAGCCCCUGCAUAAUUAAAAAAGAAAUAACACGCAAUAGUUCUAUCAUCUAUUUAUGAUUACGUCACCUGAAGCCACUUUAUGUUUCAAAUAAUUUGACUGUAACUAAGACUUUUCAUGACAUAGUUGUGCAGUAAAGGAUGUCAUUUGCUGUGGGACCUGAUCGAUCUUGUCUCUGUGUGUCAGGGAUAAUUAUUAAUUCUAAAUAAUUAAUGUAGUAAUUGCCAUUUUUUACCAACUCUCUGACUGUGGAGACCCUUAAAUCAAUCCUCCUGCGGUGUAAUGGCUAAACAAUUUACUACACUCUGUUAUAAUGUACAAAACCCCCAAACAUUCACUGGCACAAAUUAUGAAUCACUUUCUCUGGCAACUAAGUAUUGCAUUACAUUUGAGAAAACGAGUAAUGUGUAAUAAUUACAAAGAAGAUGAAGAUGAAGACUCAGAUUGCACUGAGACAGAGACAGGGUUUCCUGCAGAACCCACUGCAAAAGCAAAUCCCUACUCAAUUUUAAUUAGUUUGCCUUAAUUAACCCUUAUGCGUCCCUCGUGAAAAAAGGGACACGCAUAAGGGUUAAUCGUGUACAGUAGUUUAUAGAAGGACUUUUGCUUACAUUGAGUUAUCUGUUUUUUCUGCCUUUGUGUUGAUGUGUGCAUAUUUAUUAUUGCUAUUAUGUGCUUAAUUUUUCUGAGGGCAGAAUAAGUGUGCAAUGCAAGCAUCUAAUGGGACUGUUAACGUUUAACCUCAGUUCCUUAAAUUAGCAGUGCUGUGAUCAAUGACUCCUGGUCAAUGUUUGUGUUCAGGGAUAUUAAAAUGUUAAUUAAAUCUGUGUUCCUGUAAGUGUGUGGGGCACAAGAAUGUGACAAAAAUGUAUCUGAGUCGCACAAAAUCUCAAUAUUGUGUACGAAUGUCUACUAAUUUAGAUCACUCACAUUUUCUUAGCAUAUUUAUCAUAAAAUGUGCUAAAAUAAGAAUGCAAGCGUGUCACUUGCGGGUAUACCAUGACAUUUCCAUGUGGUUUUUCACAUGUAAUAACAAGUUAGUAUAUACAGUACUAUUCACUUCCUAAGUUGUCAUUUGUUUUUGUGAUUGAAUGAGAUUGCAUAAUUUUAAAUAUCUGUAGUUAAGCAUACAGUUUCUUAACUUUUUUUUGUUGGCGAUUUCUUUUAUAGUCUAAAACAGUGUGUUACGUAUGUUUACGUUCAAAAACAUAAAGGAUAUUUUUUCACUGUUGAAAAAGAUGUGGUGAAGAGGCACUCUUUGCCAAAUUGCUGAAGCAAAAUGAGAAGAAAACAUUUCAACAAAAUGAGUUAUUAAGCCAAUCAACCAGAUUUCCCUGGUUGUCUUGCUGUUGAGAGUUUGACAAUGAAGAGCGGACAGAAACACAGCAGAAAGACAAGAGAUGGCUGAUUCAACAGCGAGACUAUAAAGCAGCAACGGUGUGGAGUGAUGUCUGGGAUAAUAUUCUGUUUGAGGCUUCCUGUGUUACACGUUCAAUGGGAUGACACUUCAAUUUCGGAGCGUACAAAGGCACCAGGGGAGCCAGAAAGAUUCUCAACUGUGAGAGAGAUGAAACCACAAAGACAAAAUGCUGACACAGCAUUUAUGCUGAUCAUGACAACAUCAUCAACCAUUUGGAUUUACAAUUUCAAGACGCAGAUCAUUCAUUACUAUCAAAUCUGGGGCCCAUUUCAAAAUAAAGGCGCAUUAGUGAAGAUAAAGUGCUUCUUGGAUGUAAUUCAACUUAUCAACAGGCACUAGAAAUGAUCCAAUAGCACGGCACCUUCAGGCUGCAUAUGGUGCCAAUUUGUCUGCUUAAUUUAUCCCUGUUGGGUUCUUGAAGGCAAUUUGUAGAAAGCGGCUGCAAAGCACUUUCUGAGAGGUAUGUGUUGCUCUGUGGAUAUUUUGCACUCUGGUGAUCGCUCCUGAUGUUGUGAUGGCUGCGAUGGGUGCAUAAGUGCAAGAUGAGUCUUAUGAAAACAUGUCUCACCGUAGGUUGGGCACCACUGGCAUGCUGUCUGCAGUCACACUGAAUUUUCUUUCAUACUCUGUUGCUUCAGGAAACAGGGACUACAUUCAGACAGCCAACCGUUACUGUUGCUGCUUUCAUUGUUUUUUUGAUUGUUUUUUUUAAAUUACAAACAAGCAAACUGUUGUUGUUCUGGGUUUUAUUACCCAGGGACUUUGAGGGGCUUUUGGACUUUGUGAUUCUUGGUAUUUCUUUGGGUAAAUAUUCAUGUGUCUUUUUUCCCAUGUGUAUUAGCUCUCUCCUUGGUCCUUGUUUUUUUUUAAAUAUUAUAUUUAGUGUUUCAUACCUUUGUGUAAAGUUUCCACCAGUGAUGGUCCCCAUGUUUGGUUAUUUCCUGUUUUAUUUUGGUAACCAGCAUCUAGUGUGUUUGAUGUUUAGUUUAAUUCCUGUGUUCAUUUUUUAUUUUUUGCAUGACUAGGUUCAGCUGUCUUCCCCUACUGUUUUCCCACAUCCUUGUGUAUUUAUUGUCUUUGUUUCCCCUCGCCCUUUAUCGAGUCGUCCCACUAGCAUUGCUGUAUCCAUUGAUUUUCCCUGUGCUUCCCAUGCUUUAUAGAUUUGUUGUUACCUGUUUCUCUACCACCUGUACUUGUUCUUUUCUUAAUAAAUAAACACUUCGUCAUCUACUGCA
Messenger RNA from Oreochromis niloticus (Nile tilapia), 9622 nucleotides. RefSeq names its product synaptotagmin IXb (gene syt9b). The transcript is spliced from 8 exons. The record is from RefSeq and is a predicted model, not a curated record. Gene Ontology annotation, cellular component: dense core granule; exocytic vesicle; plasma membrane. Gene Ontology annotation, molecular function: SNARE binding; calcium ion binding; clathrin binding. The coding region runs from base 599 to 2182 and encodes 527 amino acids. Lineage: Eukaryota; Metazoa; Chordata; Actinopteri; Cichliformes; Cichlidae. Gene Ontology annotation, biological process: calcium-ion regulated exocytosis.